AAAAAGAAAAAGAGGAAACCCUAAAUCAAACCUCUUAUGUAUCUUGGCCGUGGUGCAGUUGCAGGGUUUAGUGUGGUUCACACAGGACCGCGUAGAAGAAUCUAAUUCGCAUGCUUGCAACUCCAUCAACUAACAAAGGAAGCUCUACCCUCUUCGCUUUCACCCCUCGCCAAGUUCUGUUAAACAACCAAACCAUGAAGCAUAGCGUUGACAAUGGAACCCUUAACACGAAACAGGAACCAAAGCUUCUUCUUCACCAAUCCAUUGCCCAUUACUUGCAACGCAGUGGCUUCUCCAAGUCACUCAAAAAGUUUUGCUCCGAAGCGAAAAUCGAGAAAGAUGAUUUCGAGGGUUCGUUGGUUGACCUGGAGGAAAUGUGCCUAAAGUAUUUAGAAAUAUGUGGCAAAGAUGCUAAGUCAAAUGUCAAUGAUCAACACGAGCAAGGUGUGCAUGCCCAAGACAAAGAAGAGGGUAAAUCCAGGGAAAAGAAGAAAAAGAAGAGCAAAUUAGUGUCUGAAUCUCUUGCUAAUGAAAACAAUCAAUUGGUGUCAGGCACUACUGUUCCAGAAAAUAAAGUAAAGGAUGGUGUAUCUUCAGAUGCCAAAGUUAUUAAUGGUGCUGAGGCGGUGAAGAAAUCAAAGUCUAAAAUGAAAAAGAAAGACAAGUCAAGUAGUCAAGGGGAUGCAACAGAGCAGAUUGGAGAUCCGAAUGAAACUGUUUUAGAAAAGAAUCUUGAAGCAUCAAACAAUGGAAAGACACAUGAGGAGAAAAAGGAUUCUAAGAAAAGAAAAAGACCAAUUUCUGAAGAAAAUGGUCAACAUGUUGCUGAUAUAAAGGCAGAUGAAGAAACCAAACGCAGAAAAAUAGAAAAUUUGGAUGAGUCUAAAGGAGGAGAGAAGUCAGCAAAAACAGAGGCAAAUCUGGGAGGCGAUUCAAUUUCUAAUAAAGAAAAUAUUGUAGCAAGUGGUCAAGUUAAUGGUGAUCAGUUACAGAAGACAUCUAAGGGCCAAACCAAUGGGGACCUGGAGAAUGCUGGAGAGAAAUCCUCUGUACAGAGGUCUCAGAAGAAACAAAAGGGAUCAGGCGAGCAAAAACCAGUGAAGGCGGCAUUUCAGCGUGUACAAGUUGAAAAAGUAGAAUUUGCUGAUGAGAGGCUUCAGGAUAACUCUUAUUGGGCAAAGGGUGGUGCUGACAGUGGUUAUGGUGCAAAAGCAGAAGAAAUUCUUGGCCAAGUUAGAGGAAGGGAUUUUCGUCAUGAGAAGACCAAGAAGAAACGUGGGACCUAUCGGGGAGGACAGAUUGAUUUACAAUCCCACUCAAUAAAGUUCAAUUAUUCUGAUGAUGACUGACUAGGAAGCAUAUAAACCCCUCCCCCCUCCUUUUUUGGGUCAACGAAAUUUCCUUUCAAUGUUUGGUACUGGAGCACUAUGCUAAAGCUGGUGUUACCAUGAUAAUUUUGCUUGAUUAUGUUGUACUGAAACAACUUUUAUUCAUUUGGACAAAUUAUUUAAACAGUUUUACCAAACACCUUGUGCUGCCUAAUGUUACAUCUAGUGAAGCAAAGUACGUAGAUUCUGGUGUGGUAUGAUUUGCAAUGUUGCAGUGGAGAGACAUUAGCCGCUGGAUGCAUAAGCUAUAUUAAUUAGAUUUUGCUGAUUUGUCAUGAAGCUGUUAGCAAUUUGAAAGUAAAGGAUGCGUUAAUACGAUCCAAUGAGUGUCUCUGCUCUGGACUCUAUCUC
Molecule: messenger RNA, 1739 nt
Organism: Abrus precatorius (Indian licorice)
Lineage: Eukaryota; Viridiplantae; Streptophyta; Magnoliopsida; Fabales; Fabaceae
Product: nucleolar and coiled-body phosphoprotein 1
Exons: 7
Coding region: 111-1349 (412 amino acids)
Molecular function (GO): protein binding
Source: RefSeq, a predicted model, not a curated record